UUGAGCCAUCUCCCCGGCCCCCUGAUUUGUUUUUUUUUGGGGGGGGUUAUAUACAAAAUGCAUUACCUUUGUAAUCAGAAAAUUGUAACUGAGAUUUCGGAAAACCUAACUUCUUUCCCUGCAGCAUUUGGCAGCCCCUGCCAGACUCAUUUCUGCACCCGCCUCACUUAGUCUAACACCGGGCUCGACGACGACACCGAGUAAAUGCGCGGGAGCAAAAGGGCUCUAUGAGGGUACAGACAACCAGAUCAUAUUUUCAGGUAAAUCCAAACAGCAUAUUAAUUGUUUACUGUCCUCUAUUUACAGACAAUAGCGGACAUAAAAUGCUAUUUUUCAAUGCAGCCACAGUAAGUCAAGUGCUUCGAAUACACUUAACCGUGGUCGCACAAAACCCGGAGGCAGGCCUCAAAGCCCACCCUCACCCGCAAAGUCCAGCUGCUUAGCCAAUGGGCUCGCGCUUCACGCCUGCGCUCCACAAGCUAGCGGCCAGUACGCCCCGCCCUCCCUAGGCCUGCAAGUCACUGCCUGGAGGCGGAAACAAGUGGGCGGGGCCCAAAGUAGACCCGCCCCGGAAGUAGGCGGACCGCCGCACCCCCCUCAGAUCGCCCCGCCGCCUUCCAGUCGGAUUGUGACUGAGGCCGGUCCUGGCUUUGUAGGUCGCUCAAGAUGGCGGCGCAGCCACCCAGCGGGAUCCGCCUCAGCGCGCUUUGUCCGAAGUUUUUACACACAAAUUCUACUAGUCAUACCUGGCCAUUCAGUGCAGUUGCUGAAUUAAUAGAUAAUGCUUAUGAUCCUGAUGUGAAUGCUAAACAGAUAUGGAUUGACAAAACAGUGAUAAAAGACCGAAUAUGCUUGACAUUUACUGAUAAUGGGAAUGGGAUGACAUCAGAUAAGUUACACAAAAUGCUAAGCUUUGGCUUCAGUGACAAAGUUACCAUGAAUGGUCAUGUCCCUGUUGGACUGUAUGGUAAUGGCUUCAAGUCAGGCUCUAUGCGCUUGGGUAAAGACGCAAUUGUUUUUACCAAAAACGGAGACAGCAUGAGUGUGGGCUUCUUAUCACAGACGUACUUGGAGGUUAUCAAAGCAGAACAUGUGGUUGUCCCGAUCGUCGCAUUCAAUAAGCACCGACAGAUGAUUAAUUUAACAGAAUCAAAAGCAAGCCUUGCUGCAAUUCUAGAACAUUCUCUGUUUCCGACGGAGCAAAAGCUGCUGGCAGAACUUGAUGCAAUUAUGGGUAAGAAGGGGACACGGAUCAUCAUUUGGAAUCUUAGAAGCUACAAAAAUGCAACAGAGUUUGAUUUUGAAAAGGAUAAAUAUGACAUCAGAAUUCCUGAGGAUUUAGAUGAGACCACAGGGAAGAAAGGGUACAAGAAACAAGAAAGGAUAGACCAGAUUGCCCCCGAGAGUGACUAUUCCCUGAGGGCUUAUUGCAGUAUAUUAUAUCUAAAGCCAAGAAUGCAAAUCAUCUUGCGUGGACAGAAAGUGAAGACACAGCUAGUUUCGAAGAGUCUUGCCUACAUUGAACGUGAUGUUUAUCGACCUAAAUUUUUAACUAAAACAGUGAGAAUUACUUUUGGAUUCAACUGCAGAAAUAAAGAUCAUUAUGGGAUAAUGAUGUAUCACAGGAAUAGACUCAUCAAAGCUUAUGAAAAAGUUGGAUGUCAGCUAAGGGCAAACAACAUGGGUGUUGGAGUAGUUGGAAUUAUAGAAUGUAAUUUCCUGAAGCCAACUCAUAAUAAGCAGGAUUUUGACUACACUAAUGAAUACAGGCUUACGAUUACAGCACUAGGAGAAAAACUGAAUGAUUACUGGAAUGAAAUGAAAGUGAAGAAGAAUGCAGAAUAUCCUCUAAAUUUGCCAGUUGAAGAUAUACAGAAACGUCCUGAUCAGACAUGGGUUCAGUGUGAUUCCUGUCUAAAGUGGCGAAAAUUACCAGAUGGGAUAGAUCAACUUCCAGAAAAAUGGUAUUGCUCCAAUAACCCUGACCCACAGUUCAGAAAUUGUGAUGUUCCUGAAGAACCUGAAGAUGAAGAUUUGGUACAUCCUACCUACGAGAAAACCUACAAAAAGAACAACAAGGAAAAAUUCAGGAUCAGACAGCCAGAAGUGAUCCCUCGAAUCAGUGCUGAGCUGCUGCACCGGUCACCUUCUGUGCCGAGUCAGAGCUUUUCUCCUGCAAAAGAAAGUCUUCCAAGAGCACAUCUUCCAGAAGUAGCCAAUUCUUACUCAACAAGACUUCUGAAUAAUCAUCGCAUCUCACCCCAGUCCGACCCUGAGAACAGCAGCCUAAAACGGAGAUUUUCUACUCGUUCCUCAAUUUUGAAUGCAAAGAAUCGGAGAUUAAGUAAUCCAACCUUUGAAAAUUCUUUUAAAAAUGAUGAUGAGGAUGAUGAGGAUGUCAUCAUCUUAGAAGAGAACAGCACUCCUAAGCCCGCUGUAGAACUUGGUGUUGAAGCUAAGCCAGAACCCAGCCACAUUAAACAAAGUGGCAUUCAGGUGAAGAUUGUGGAUGACACUGAGCCUCCUGGCCAGACUAGCUCCAGCUCUUCGUCUAGGUGUGAUCAGGGCAUGGCUGCAGCCACCCAGACUGAGCCUCCAAGUUUAGUUGUUAAAAAGGAAGAAACUGUUGAAGAUGAAAUAGAUGUAAGGAACGAUACGGUGGUGUUGCCUGUCUCUGUAGAUGCUGGGGCACAGCUACAGGACAACCAAGAAACCUUUGAACAGUCUGUAGAGAAUGCUGGCUGCCAGUUACAAGUACUAAGGAAUGAACUCCUUCUAGUCACCCAAGAAAAAGACCACUAUAAGAGACAGUGUCACAUGUUUACUGACCAAAUCAAAGUAUUACAAGAGAAGAUCCUAGAAAUGAAUGACAGAUACGUCAAGAAGGAAAUUUGCCAUCAGUCUACUGAAACUGAUGAUGCUAUGUUUUUAUUUGAAAGUGUUAAUGGCAAACCUGAAAGUCCAGACCAUAUGGUAUCUCAGUAUCAGCAGGCUUUGGAGGAAAUGGAAAGGCUGAAAAAACAAUGUAGUGCUUUGCAGCAUGUAAAGGCCGAAUGUAGUCAGUGUUGUAAUCUUGAGAGUAAAAAGGACCUGGACGAAAUGGCUGUGCAGCUUGAUGAUGUUUCUAAACAGCUGGACAAAUGCACUGUUGAGAGGGACCAGUACAAAACUGAGGUUGCUCUGUUAGAAAUGGAAAAAUCACAAAUUCAUUCCCAGUGUGAACAACUGAAAACAGAAAUUGAACAGUUAAAAUCUACAAGGCAACAAAUAGGACCAGAUGUUUCAACUUCAAGUAACAUUGAGGAGCCUGUAAACUACUUGGAUGGGGAAAGUCUCAAGCUUCGAUCUCUUCGAGUUAACGUGGGACAGCUGUUGACUAUGAUUGUGCCCGAUCUUGAUCUUCAGCAAGUGAAUUAUGAUGUUGAUGUGGUUGAUGAGAUCUUAGGACAGGUUGUGGAACAAAUGAGUGAAAUCAGUAGUACAUAAAGUACUACUUGUGAAAAUAUAAAACCUGUGCCCGGUUUUUUCACAUGUACAGCUUUCCAAAUGUAAACAGUCUUGUUUUAUAGUUAAAGUGUAAUAGGUCUGUCAUCUGACAGACUGCAGAAUCCUAAUUCUUACUGUAUUCUAUGCACAAAUGCUUUUGAAAUAAAUGCCUACAAAUGGUCGUAUGGAGCAGGCGAAUGGCUAAUUUAUGAUUAUUUUGAAUGUAAAUAUUUGUAAUUAACCCUAUACAUAUUUUUAUUGCUCGAAAGUCCUUCAGUGUUUCUCACCAAGAGCUUUUCAGGUUUUUGCUAAGCCUGGUGUAGUUUUUUUCUGGUUCCCAAAGUAUUUUUCUCUGAAUUGAUGGCUGUCCUAUAAUGCAAACACAAAACAUUACUACCUUUGAUUUUCUUAAAAAGGAAUUUAGGAUUUUUAAAUAAUAACAUCCCUGAUAAGUAUGUGCUUAUGAGGGAGUUGAACAUUAAUGUUUCUUUUUAUAAAUUCCUGUCUCUGAAAUGUUAAAAUAUGAUAAGCAUUGCCAUGAGUUUUCUUGUACUGAGAUUACCAACAGAUUUAAACACAAAACUUUUUAUAGAACAAAGAAAUGAACUUUAGAGUAUUGAAAAUAUUAAAUGAUUACCAAGUUUACUUUUGAAGCCCAUUUUUGGCUGUUUAUUCAGCAUUGAGUGGGCACUAUAAGUAUUUAAUAUUUCUUUUUGUGAAAUUUCUUGUACAGCCCUUUGUAGGAUUACUGCAGAUUAAUGUGAGUGAGAAAGGCAGUCUUUUUUGAGCAAUACUGCAUACCUUUGCUUAUACCACAAUCCUAAGUGUUUUAUAUCCUGGAGUUGAGGAGCAGACUGCCUAAGGAUUAUAGUAUUACAUGGCAGAAGAUAUGUUUUAUUGGUUCCAUGUUUGUGCAAUCCUAAAGAGAUGGCUUUCUAUUAAAUAUAUAACUCUGUAUAUAACUAAGAGUCAUAUUUUCCACAACUAAAGUAUGCAUUAUUUUUUCCAAAGGUUUAUCAUUGCUAUUUAUUUUUACUUUUGUUUCUGAAAGUUCAAUACAUACUCACUUUGUAUGUUUAAUUACAUGUACAUCAUAUAUAAUGAAUUUUUACUGUAUAAUACCUCAUGAAAGGAGCAAAUAAAUGGAGAUUGUUUUUAUUUGCUUGAUAAUUGGAAGUAUUUUUGGUAUGAAGCUGGGAUUCUGUCACAAUUUUAACUGGUCAAUUUUAAAAUACCUUGUAAUAAAAAUAUACAAUGGAUAAUUCUUCA
Octodon degus (degu) is the source of this 4755-nucleotide messenger RNA. It is a transcript of the gene Morc3, whose product is annotated as MORC family CW-type zinc finger 3. Lineage: Eukaryota; Metazoa; Chordata; Mammalia; Rodentia; Octodontidae. The coding region runs from base 667 to 3486 and encodes 939 amino acids. The record is from RefSeq and is a predicted model, not a curated record. The transcript is spliced from 17 exons. Gene Ontology annotation, molecular function: ATP hydrolysis activity; zinc ion binding. Gene Ontology annotation, cellular component: nucleus; PML body.